This is a messenger RNA of Sinocyclocheilus grahami, 2882 nucleotides long. It is a transcript of the gene vwa11, whose product is annotated as von Willebrand factor A domain containing 11. The coding region runs from base 105 to 2495 and encodes 796 amino acids. The record is from RefSeq and is a predicted model, not a curated record. The transcript has 14 exons. NCBI's taxonomy places the organism in Eukaryota, Metazoa, Chordata, Actinopteri, Cypriniformes, Cyprinidae.
ACGGUAUAUAUAUACUUGUCAUCAGAGACUAACAAGGAUCCACAAUUAAGGGGAGAUACAGGAGGAACAGAAGCAGAUUGAAAAGUGGUAUAAGUUUAAUUCAGAUGAUCAUGAAGUCAUCAGUGCCCGUCAUGGCCCUGAUCGCACUAGUGGUGUCCAGGGUGCAGGCAUUUAUUUCAGUUGGGGGUAGCGGAAACACCCAUGUGACCAUUACUGACCAUGCUGUAAUGGCGAAGAUCAAUGAGGUGUGUGAAGCAGUGGCUGAAUCAGAAGGAAAAGAUUUCAAACCCACGGGCCCAUCAGCAGAAGAGCUGCUGCGUGCAUGUCUGGGCAGAGCCACAGGUGAGGUAUCGGGGGCCAAGUUCCGCACAGCACUGAAUCAGAUCUACAAGCAGAAUGGCUUUGUGGACCAGGACUUCAUGAGCAGCGCACCACACCACUUCAAUAAUGAGGCCUUCAAUGAGGGACGCAACCUUAUCAUUCAGGGGACUGCGGCCAUUAAAGCGAACAUCCGCACCGACAACUUUCAGUCUGCCCGAGAAACACUGGGACGAGUGUGUCACACACUACAGGUUAGCAAGAGGGUGAUAAAUCAGCUGAUGGGUAUUUCGCGAUCUGCAGUGCUGGCUUUUGUGAUCGACACCACAGGCAGUAUGGCAGACGACAUUGCAGAGGCCAAGAGAGUCGCCUUCAACAUUAUCGACAGUAAAAAGGGAACUCAAGAUGAACCAUCUGAAUACAUUCUGGUGCCGUUUAAUGAUCCAAAAUUUGGACCCCUAAUAAGAACCACAGACCCAGAUGUGAUGAAAUCAGAGAUCUCCAAGAUCAACGCUGAUGGAGGAGGAGAUAUCCCAGAAAUGUGCAUGUCAGCACUUCAGUUGGCUCUGACAGGAGCUCCUUCCUCCUCAUAUAUAUAUGUGUUCACGGAUGCUCCACCUAAGGAUACACACCUGGAGAAAACCAUAGCUGCCCUUAUUAGCAGCACCAAGACUACGGUAUCUUUCUUACUGACAGCAUCAAGCAGGAGGAGAAGGGCAUUGAGUGCAUCGUCACAGUUUCAGAUGUAUUAUGACAUGGCCUUGGCCUCUGGCGGUCAAGCCAUUGAGGUCUCCAAGUCCAGCAUCUCUCAAGCCACUGACAUCAUUGUCGACACCUCUACAUCAGCCCUGGUGACAAUUCUUCAGUGCUCUAGAGAUCCAGGACGUGUAGAGAAUUUCCCCUUCUUACUGGACGGGUCUGUGUCCAACACUACCAUCUACAUCACAGGAACUGGCCUCACGUUCAACCUGCGCAGCCCCACAGGAGUGACUCAAUCUAACACUGUUGUCAACGGACCUCUGGGAACAAUUCAGAGAGUGGGAAACCUGCAACGAAUCCAAGUAAACGGAACAGAGAUGGGCCUGUGGCACGUUGACAUGACGACAAUGUGGCCCUACUCCAUAAAAGUGAUGGGUCAGAGUGCGAUUACAUUCAUCUACGACUUUGUGGAGGAAUUCGAAGGACCCCAUCCUGGAUUUGCUGCCAUUGAUGGGCGGCCAUCAACAGGCUCACCGGCUAAGCUGCUGCUAACACUAACAGGAGAGAAAGGUCCGGAGGCUCUAGAGCUGCAGGAGGUUGUUCUCAUGGAGGUGUCUGGGGUCAAAGUGUCUAAUGGAACCAUUGAGAAAAUGGGUAAUGGAGAUUACCUGGUUACUGUGAACGAAGUGCCAGAAGGAGAGUUUGUAGUAAUGCUGAAAGGAAAAGACAAGACCUUCACCAGCCUGUUCCAGAGGCAGACCACCACACAGAUGUCUCAGUCUAAAGUCACCAUCAAGGCAAUAGCAGACAGCUCCAUGCUACCAGGACAAGUAUUUAAACUCAAUUUUACUGUUACAACCAAUGGAACCAGUGGUACCUACACAAUCCGUGCAAGGAAUGACAAAAACAUCCCUAUGACACAUCCAUCAACGCUCAAUCUCGUGAGUGGCGGCAGUGCUCAGGGGACCGUGUCUCUCACUCCACCUGGUAAUACGGUCUCAGGCACAGAUGUUACGCUAACCAUCGAGGCAGAAAGCCCUGGAGGAAGUCAUUCUAACUAUGCUGUCCUUCGCCUUUCGGUUCUCUCCAAGGUUACUGACUUCACACCUCCAAAAUGUGAAAUAGUCAAUGUACAGGGUAUUUGCUACUCCUCCUCUUGCAACUCAUCAAACUGGGAACUGUCUGUCAACAUCACAGACGGUAAUGGCACAGGCAUCGAGAGCAUUUCCAUCCAGCAAGGCAGUGGAAACUUCACCCAGAGGAAAGUGGAAGACGGUGUGAUCGUGGUGAUGGGUCUGUAUGAGGCCUCAUGUUGUUCACCUUCUGUGACUUUGUCUGCUGUUGACAAGGUAGGAAACGUGGGCAGGUGCAGUUACACCAUGAAGUCCAGCGCAGGCUUGCGCCUUAUCAGCAUGUCCCUCCCUCUGUGGGCAUCUCUGCUUUUAUACAGUUUCCUAUGUGAUGCCUUCCCUCUAUAGUGAAAUGGAGUUCAUCCAGCCAAAUACACAGUCAUCCCAUUCUUUUAUGGCAAUAUAAAUCAUUCUUAGAUCUCUGAAAUUGCAUAGCAUUUCAACCCAAACAUUCCUUUACUGGUAUUUCCAGCUAUGGAGGACUUCCAUUGAAGAGCUAUGCUGCUUAUACAGACCUUACAAACCUCAAAGAUAGAUUGUGAAGUCAUGUGACAGGCAGAAAUAUAACUCGGGGACCACCAAAGUUAUUUUUAUUAACAUGAAUUUAAUUUCCAAAGUUAUGAUUGUCAUUUUUGUCACAUACUAGUUUAGUGUAAUAUUUGUAUGAUCAGUACAAAUGUUGCAAAAAUAAAUGUUUUCUAAUCCACAAUAUUACAUUUUCUGCCCAAAUAUAGA